Messenger RNA from Alosa sapidissima (American shad), 867 nucleotides. It is a transcript of the gene ovca2, whose product is annotated as OVCA2 serine hydrolase domain containing. NCBI's taxonomy places the organism in Eukaryota, Metazoa, Chordata, Actinopteri, Clupeiformes, Clupeidae. Gene Ontology annotation, biological process: response to retinoic acid. The record is from RefSeq and is a predicted model, not a curated record. Gene Ontology annotation, cellular component: nucleus; cytoplasm. Bases 105 to 788 code for a protein of 227 amino acids. The transcript is spliced from 2 exons.
GCCUGUCAAACUCAAACCAUAGAUAGACAUACGCGGUUUCCAAGUGGCGAUGUGACUACUUUCUAGUUCUGCAUUCUGCAGUAGGAGACUACUAAAGCAAACUCAUGUCUGCGAACACGGCACUGCGGGUCCUUUGCCUUCAUGGUUACCGUCAGAAUGCGGUCAGCUUCCGAGAGAAAACGGGAGCUUUACGAAAACUGCUGAAGAACCGGGUAGAGCUGGUGUACAUCACAGCUCCACUCGAAGUCCCAAGUCAGCUGGACAAUGCUCAGGGCUGUGGGCAGGCUGGUGAAGUGACCGCUGAGGCCCUGCGGGGCUGGUGGUUCUCUGAUGGUCAGCAGCGCAGCUUCCACGCGGGGCAGGAGUGUGAGGAGAGCGAGGGCCUGGAGGCCAGUGUGGAGGUGGUGCGGGCGGCGGUGCGCGAGCAAGGCCCUUUCGACGGCGUCCUGGGCUUCAGUCAGGGCGCCGCCCUGGUGGCCAUGCUGCUGGCGCUGCAGGAGAGCGGUCAGGAGCCCGAGCUCUGCUUCCACUUCGCCAUCAUCAUCUCGGGCUUCCGCAGCGCAUGCGCCCAGCACGCACGCUUCUACAGCACCCCCGUCGCCACGCCGACGCUGCACGUGUUCGGGGAGGUGGACGCGGUCAUUCCCAUCCAGAUGAGCCGGGAUCUCCUUGCUGUGUUUGAGGAACCCGACGUUCUGACCCACUCAGGAGGACAUUUUGUUCCGGCAGCUUCUGCGCACAAAUCAGUUUACCUGAACUUCAUCCAGAGGUUUCAGAAACAGACCUGAAGUCUUGCUCUUAAUACUUAUUUUCUCAGGGUCUUCUGUACUGUGGGGUUUUUGACUUGAAAUAAAACUGUCGCUGUAA